CCGCUCCCGACCCCGCCCACCUGGCCCGGGCCCUGGUCCUUCGUGGGCCGCCUUCGGCCGCCAUGGGCUCGGAGAUGGAGCCGCUGCUCCUCGCCUGGAGCUAUUUUAGGCGCAGGAAGUUCCAGCUCUGCGCAGAUCUGUGCACGCAGAUGCUGGAGAAGUCCCCUUACGACCAGGAACCAGAUCCUGAAUUGCCAGUGUCUCAGGCAGCUUGGAUUUUAAAGGCACGAGCACUAACUGAAAUGGUAUACAUAGAUGAAAUUGAUGUAAAUCAGGAAGGAAUUGCAGAAAUGAUGCUGGAUGAAAAUGCUAUUGCUCAAGUUCCACGCCCUGGCACAUCUUUGAAACUCCCUGGAACUAAUCAGACGGGAGGGCCUAGUCCGGCUAUCAGGCCAAUCACUCAAGCUGGAAGACCCAUUACAGGUUUCCUUAGACCUGGCACACAGAGCGGAAGGCCUGGCACUAUGGAGCAGGCCAUCAGAACUCCCAGAACUGCCUACACAGCUCGCCCCAUCACCAGCUCAUCUGGAAGAUUUGUCAGGCUGGGAACGGCUUCCAUGCUUACAAGUCCUGAUGGACCUUUUAUAAACUUAUCUAGACUGAAUUUAACAAAAUAUGCCCAGAAACCUAAACUGGCAAAGGCUUUGUUCGAGUAUAUCUUUCAUCAUGAAAAUGAUGUUAAGACCGCUUUGGACUUGGCUGCCCUUUCCACAGAGCACUCUCAGUACAAGGACUGGUGGUGGAAAGUGCAGAUUGGAAAAUGUUACUUCAGGUUAGGAAUGUAUCGUGAAGCAGAAAAACAGUUUAAAUCAGCCCUGAAGCAGCAGGAAAUGGUAGAUACAUUUCUCUACUUGGCAAAAGUUUAUGUCUCAUUGGACCAACCAGUGACGGCUUUAAAUAUUUUCAAACAAGGCCUAGAUAAGUUUCCAGGAGAAGUAACCUUACUUUGUGGAAUUGCCAGGAUCUAUGAGGAAAUGAACAAUAUUUCAUCAGCAGCAGAAUACUACAAAGAAGUUCUGAAACAGGACAAUACUCAUGUGGAAGCCAUUGCCUGCAUUGGAAGCAACCACUUUUAUUCCGAUCAACCAGAAAUAGCUCUGCGAUUUUACAGGCGACUCCUGCAGAUGGGUGUUUAUAACUGCCAGCUUUUUAACAAUCUGGGACUCUGCUGCUUCUAUGCCCAGCAGUAUGAUAUGACUCUGACCUCGUUUGAGCGUGCCCUUGCUCUGGCUGAAAACGAAGAAGAGGCAGCUGAUGUCUGGUACAACCUGGGCCACGUAGCUGUGGGCAUUGGAGACAUGAACUUGGCCCAUCAGUGCUUCCGGCUUGCUCUGGUCAACAACAACAACCACGCCGAGGCCUACAACAACCUGGCCGUGCUGGAGAUGCGGAAGGGCCACGUUGAGCAGGCAAGAGCACUGUUACAAACCGCGUCAUCCUUGGGACCCCAUAUGUAUGAGCCACAUUUUAAUUUUGCGACGGUCUCUGACAAGAUUGGAGAUCUGCAGAGAAGCUAUGUUGCUGCUCAAAAGUCAGAAGCAGCAUUUCCAGAUCAUGUGGAUACCCAACACUUAAUUAAACAGCUAAAGCAGCAUUUUGCUAUGCUCUGACUGUCCCACAGACCAAGUAUAUUCUCGGGCAUAGGAUAUAUAUGAGGGGGCAUUACACAAUGGGAAAAGUAGUAUGUUUAUAUAUAUAUAUAUAUAUAUAUAUAUAUAUAUAUAUAUAUAUAUGCAUGCUAUACAGACCUGUGCUUAAUACUAGUGAAGAAGACGUAUUGGAGUUUAUAUAAGAAUUCAUAAGCAAACUUAUUAAUAAUAACUUGUAUAGUAUUAUAAAAGAUAGGAUUUAAUGUUUGUAAAUAGAUCGUGAAAACUUCUCCCACAUUAUAUGGUAGAUGUUUAUAAAAAUGUUUACAAAACAUUUUCAUGAAUUUCCUCGAAUUUUUACAAUGCAUAUUUUUAAUGUUAAGCUGGCCAUUAGCUAACAUGUAGCUUCAGAGGUCUGAAGUCACCAUAAAGAUCACAGUUCUUUGGGUAAAAAUGUGUAUAUUCAUCCCAGUUAGAGACUUUAUUUAGAACUUAAAAAUUGUAUUUAAAACUGUUUCUCAAAGGCUUUACAAGACACUACACAUUUUCUUAUAUAUUAUGCUUUAAAAUAAAUCAGUGUGUAAUACACCAA
Messenger RNA from Mustela lutreola (European mink), 2181 nucleotides. RefSeq names its product tetratricopeptide repeat domain 8 (gene TTC8). Lineage: Eukaryota; Metazoa; Chordata; Mammalia; Carnivora; Mustelidae. The transcript has 15 exons. Gene Ontology annotation, molecular function: protein binding. The record is from RefSeq and is a predicted model, not a curated record. Gene Ontology annotation, biological process: non-motile cilium assembly. Gene Ontology annotation, cellular component: ciliary basal body; non-motile cilium; BBSome. Bases 63 to 1610 code for a protein of 515 amino acids.